AUGGCUGGUCUGUUACCUGAAGGAUCCCAGUUCGAUGCUCGUCAAUUUGAUUCUAAGAUGAAUGAGUUGCUCACAACUGAAGGACAAGAUUUCUUUACCUCAUAUGAUGAGGUGUAUGAUACUUUUGAUGCUAUGAAUUUGAAGGAGAACCUUCUGAGGGGUAUCUAUGCAUAUGGUUUUGAGAAGCCAUCUGCAAUUCAGCAAAGGGGGAUUGUCCCAUUCUGCAAGGGACUUGAUGUAAUCCAACAAGCACAAUCAGGAACUGGAAAAACUGCUACCUUUUGCUCUGGAAUUUUGCAGCAGCUUGAUUAUGAUGUAGUUGAAUGCCAAGCUUUGGUUCUUGCACCUACUCGAGAACUAGCACAGCAAAUUGAGAAGGUUAUGAGAGCACUGGGCGAUUAUCUGGGUGUCAAGGUUCAUGCUUGUGUUGGUGGAACUAGUGUUCGUGAGGAUCAGCGCAUUCUCUCAGCUGGGGUUCAUGUUGUAGUUGGUACUCCUGGUCGUGUGUUUGACAUGUUGCGGAGACAAUCACUUCGCCCUGAUUACAUCAAGAUGUUUGUAUUAGAUGAAGCAGAUGAAAUGCUCUCACGAGGUUUCAAGGAUCAGAUAUAUGAUAUUUUCCAGUUGCUGCCACCAAAGAUUCAGGUUGGGGUUUUCUCUGCUACUAUGCCACCUGAGGCUCUAGAAAUUACAAGGAAGUUCAUGAAUAAGCCUGUGAGGAUUUUAGUGAAGCGUGAUGAGCUUACCCUUGAGGGUAUCAAGCAAUUUUAUGUUAAUGUCGACAAGGAGGAAUGGAAGCUUGAGACACUUUGUGAUUUAUAUGAGACCUUGGCUAUAACCCAAAGUGUUAUCUUUGUGAACACUAGGCGCAAGGUAGAUUGGCUUACAGACAAGAUGCGCAGUCGUGACCACACAGUCUCUGCCACCCAUGGAGAUAUGGACCAAAACACAAGGGACAUUAUUAUGCGGGAAUUCCGCUCUGGUUCUUCUCGUGUGCUUAUCACUACUGAUCUGCUGGCUCGUGGUAUCGAUGUCCAGCAGGUCUCACUUGUGAUCAAUUAUGAUCUGCCGACACAGCCAGAGAACUAUCUGCAUCGUAUUGGUCGUAGUGGACGUUUUGGAAGGAAGGGUGUUGCUAUAAAUUUUGUUACCAGGGAUGAUGAAAGAAUGCUUUCUGACAUCCAGAGAUUUUAUAAUGUAACAAUUGAGGAGCUGCCAUCAAAUGUUGCUGAUCUUCUUUGA
This is a messenger RNA of Dovyalis caffra, 1242 nucleotides long. The record is from the annotation of a GenBank genome assembly. NCBI's taxonomy places the organism in Eukaryota, Viridiplantae, Streptophyta, Magnoliopsida, Malpighiales, Salicaceae.